CGCCCAUGAAGUUCACAAACAGUUCCGUCAAAGAUGGCGUCCCAGCGUCGGCAGCUGAUGCAAAGCCAUCAGAGCUGGACUGAUGACCUGCCCCUGUGUCAGAUGUGUGGGGUGGGCACGGCCCCCAACUGUACCUAUGGACCCGACGGAAAGGACACCCAGAGCCACCCCAACGAGGACGGACACUUCAGGUUCAGAGGUGAGGAUGGCUGUUCCCUGUACGGAGUGUUUAAUGGGUUUGAUGGGAGCAGAGUGUCCAGCUUCGUCUCUCAGUGUCUGACAGCAGAACUGCUUCUGGGACAGCUCAACUCUACACACACUGACGCUGAUGUCCGCAGAAUUCUCUCACAGGCCUUCGACGUUGUAGAGAAGAGUUACUUUGAGACAAUCGGUGACGCUCUGGCAGAAAAGGCUAAUAUACAAUCUCAGCUACCUGAGGGUGUAUCAUUCCACCAGCUGUCCCCCCAGAGUCAGAAGCUUUCUGAGAGGCUGAAGGAGCUGGAGCAGGAGGUGUCUGGUGGAGCUACGGCUGUGGUGGCUCUGAUACACAAUAACAAGCUCUACAUCGCCAACGUGGGUACCAACCGGGCCCUGCUGUGUAAGUCGACCAGCGACGGUCAGAACCAGGUGAUCCAGAUCGGACGACCUCACACCACAGAGAACGAGGACGAGCUGCAGAGACUGGCUGGGCUGGGUCUUGAUGUGUCUGGUCUUCGUCAGGCUGGUCUGAUAGCUGGUCAGAGCAGCACCAGGAGGAUUGGAGACUACAGGGUUAAAUAUAACUAUACAGAUAUAGAUCUGUUGAGUGCCGCCAAGAACAAGCCAAUCAUAGCAGAGCCGGAGAUCCAGGCCAGCCAAUCGUUAGAGGGCGUGACGGGCUUCCUGUUGCUGAUGUCAGAGGGGCUCAUCAAAGCCCUGGAGUCCGCCCACGGACCAGAACAAGCCAAUCAGGAGAUGGUAGCUAUGGUAGCAGCAGAACUAGCCCAACAGGGAACCCUGGAGGCCGUGGCCCAGUCGGUGGUGGAGCGGGUCAAGCGGCUGCACCACGAUGUCUACGCCAGCGGACGCCAGAGGGCGUCCAACUGCUCCCGCCACGAAGACAUGACUCUGCUGAUACGCACACUCAACUACACGCUGGCCGACGGCGCGCUCACACCCACACAGGGUGGUCGUAUCUACCCAGUGUCGGUGCCCUACUCCAACUGCCCCAGCAGCACCAGUAAGACCAGCGUCACCCUCUCCCUGGUCAUGCCUUCUCAGGGGGGUACCCUCACCAACGGGACCAACACAGCCUCCACUCUGGAGGAGGGCACACCCACACACACGCCUGGCCAGAGUCCCACCACCACGCUCCAGUCCUCCAUCAAUACCCAGACUACCCAGAGCUCCAGCUCUUCUUCAGGAGACGGAGGCAGCCUCUUCAGACAGCGUGGCAGCCAGGCUGUCCAGCCAGACGAGACAGGACGGGUCCCACCCUAUGUUGACUUCACUCAGUUCUACCGGCUGUGGGGGUCGGACCUGGGGACACAGGGGUCCUCGGCCGGGCUGGGGCCUCAGUGAUGGAGGCGGAUGGGAGGAAUGGAUUUUUGUGGGGACAAGGUUUGGUGUUAAUAGAGUGAUAACUGCUCUUUUGAGGGAGGGAGGUAUAGGAAUGCAUUGGAGGGGAUGUGUGAUGGAUUUUGUCGGUGCAACUGAUAUGGCAUCCUUGGGUAGAAAAGUAUAUAUAUAUUUUUUUACUUUAUCACAACUAUUCCUUUUACAAUAACUGAUAACAUGUUUGUUACAUGCCAUGAAGGUAAUGUUAUUGAUGGGUCAGGUGGACAACAGUUAUGCAGGUAGGAGGGCUGUUUGAGGAUCCGUUUUGCUUUAGAUAACAAUGAAUACGAUUAUAUGGACAGGGGUGACCUGAUCCUAGAUCAGUGUGCUUAAUCUGAGAUGCUUGAUACAUACGGCCCCAGAUCUACCUGAAUGGACUGAAUUGACUCCCAACAGACAGUCAGUGAGUGUAUGUUGGCUGGCGUUUGUAGCUCCUGUCACCUGCUCUCUAUCAGUCUGUCUGUGAACAAGGGAGGGCGGUGGGAAGGAGGAGGUGGGGUUAAGUGCGGAUGACACAUUACAUAAUUAGCUGACAAGUGAAGGGACUCAUCUCAGCUGCUCUUGUUACUGUACCUCUCCUUUGAUCUCUUUCCCCUCUUCUCUCUCUCUCUCUUUCCACCCAACCCCUUUCUCUCUCUUUCCACCCCACCCCCGUUCUCUCUACUUGCCUCUUCCCUCUCUCUUUCUCUCCUCUAUCCAUAUUUGGUCUAGAGAGUUGCUCAUUGGAGGAGAGAUGGGCAGUUAAGGUGAUUUUUAUUUGAAUAUUUUUUUAUAGUCAUGAAAUCAUGUACAUCUAAUGUAUGUUUCUUUUAUGUAUGGUUAUAUAUUUUAUGUAUAUGUCAGGGUUAGGGUCACUACCAUUUCAAUUUCAGAAAGUGAACAAAUUCCAAAGUUCCCUCAUUGAAAAGCAUUGAAGAGAUUUGGAAUUGAAAUGUCAGUGUACUUAAUCGAUGUGGACGUUGAUUACGGCAGCACCCUCACCUCUCUUAUUCAGAGGGCUUGGAUUCAAUAAAUACACAAGACACAUUUCAGUUGAAUGCAUUCAGUUGUACAACUGACUACGUAUCUCUUUUCCCUUCCUGAAUUGAAAUUCAAUUGACCCUGAAGCUUUAUAUAUGUUUAUGUAUGCUUUAUACAUGUUCUGUAUGUUUUGUCUCCUUGGAGAUAGGGUGCAUUGUGAAAGUAAAUGAUAGAAAUAAGUGUGA
Messenger RNA from Coregonus clupeaformis (lake whitefish), 2801 nucleotides. RefSeq names its product TGF-beta activated kinase 1/MAP3K7 binding protein 1 (gene tab1). Gene Ontology annotation, molecular function: protein serine/threonine phosphatase activity. The coding region runs from base 34 to 1560 and encodes 508 amino acids. NCBI's taxonomy places the organism in Eukaryota, Metazoa, Chordata, Actinopteri, Salmoniformes, Salmonidae. Gene Ontology annotation, cellular component: cytosol. Gene Ontology annotation, biological process: protein dephosphorylation. The transcript is spliced from 12 exons. The record is from RefSeq and is a predicted model, not a curated record.